AUGCCCAACAAGCGUAAGGGGAGCGUCUCGCGGAGAACAGAACAGCGUGUAGUGGAGGAGGACGCUCUCUCGCAAGGUAGCAAUGCUAGUAGCACUAGCAACAUGGAAGACGAACCAAAGAUAGGAAGUGGUGAUGGUGCCAACUUUGAUCUAAUCUUAAAAGAGCUCCGUGAGUUCAGACGGGAGAACAAGGAGCAGUUCGACAAUAUAAGAGAGGACAUAAACGGCAUCGCCAAGAGGAUGGACGAAGCGGAGGAACGAAUAAUGGAGGCGGAGACUAGCAUACAGGCUUCGGAGGAUGCUACUGGAGUUAGCAAAGCUCCAAACCCAAGUUGA
This is a messenger RNA of Knipowitschia caucasica, 336 nucleotides long. Lineage: Eukaryota; Metazoa; Chordata; Actinopteri; Gobiiformes; Gobiidae. The record is from the annotation of a GenBank genome assembly.